Messenger RNA from Acanthosepion pharaonis, 816 nucleotides. NCBI's taxonomy places the organism in Eukaryota, Metazoa, Mollusca, Cephalopoda, Sepiida, Sepiidae. The record is from the annotation of a GenBank genome assembly.
AUGGGGAUCAAACUAACACAGUUCAUAAAUGUCCUUUUUUUUUUCAAUAGGAUACUCAUCCCUUUUUUUGUUCAUUUCUUAUAUUUUCUUUCUUUCUCUUCCAUUUUUUCUUUCCUUUUCUUCUUUCUAUAUUUAUUUCUUCAUUCUAGUCUCUAUAGAAAGCCUCUUUUUUCCAAACAUAAUAACCUUGUCUUUCUUUUCUUUCUAUUUCUUUUUAUUCACAUUUUCAUUCUCACUCUUUUCUUGUGCUUAUUUCUUCCUUUUAUUCUAUUGCAUCUUUCAUGUUUUUUUCAUUCAAUCUUUCUUCCAUUCAUUCUUUUUAUCUGUUUCUUCUUUCUUUUGCUACAAUUUCUCAAAUUUAUUUUUUAUCUAAUUCUUUAUUCUUUUCUUUUCCAGCUAUUCUUUCUAACUUUCUCUCCCUGUCUCUCUACUUUCUCUUCCUUUUCUUCCCUUGUAAUCACUUUUCUCCUCCUUCUCUUUUUAACCUCUCUCUCUCUCAUUUCCUUGCUUCCUUUUCUCUUCUUUUUCAUUUUCUUCUCUUUCAAUUACUUUUCCCCUUUAUUCAAUUUCUUUUUUUUCCUCCUCCUACCUUUCCUCCUUAAGCCCUCUUUCUUUACUUCCUUUUCUCUUCCUUUUCUUCUUCUUUCAAUUUCUCUAUUUCCCUCCUUCUCUCUCUCUUUUCCUUUGCUUGCUUUAGGAUUUUCCUUCUGUCUCUCCUCUUCUUUCUUUUCCAUUUUCUCUUCAUUUUAUCUCUCUCUCUCUCCAAUAUCUUUGCCUCCUUCUCUUUUUUCAUUCUUUGUUAUCUUUGCCUUCUGA